Molecule: messenger RNA, 1083 nt
Organism: Protobothrops mucrosquamatus (brown spotted pit viper)
Lineage: Eukaryota; Metazoa; Chordata; Lepidosauria; Squamata; Viperidae
Gene: ADO
Product: 2-aminoethanethiol dioxygenase
Exons: 5
Coding region: 1-1083 (360 amino acids)
Cellular component (GO): mitochondrion
Molecular function (GO): oxidoreductase activity, acting on single donors with incorporation of molecular oxygen, incorporation of two atoms of oxygen
Source: RefSeq, a predicted model, not a curated record
AUGGCUAUGGGGCCUGGGGAGCAAAUGGACGUGGUUUCCAGGACUCGGGUGUCGGCUUCCGGGCUCCCAGAGAAAGUCCCUGCUGAGCUAAGUGGAACUUGCAAGAAUUCAGCUCCUCCGGAGGAAGAUUCCAGGGGACUCUCUGCCUCUGCCUUCGCACCCGAGAAGCCCGGCUGGUUCCACAGCUACGAAGAGCGGCUGGAGUCUCUGACGCUGAAGCGCCUGGAAGGCCAGAAGAUUUGCUCGCUGCUCCUCUUCAGCCCCAACCCCAAGCAGCGGGCAGCGGGUGGCUUUGCCCGCCCCAGCCCAACUCCCGCCGCUUCUCUGCCAGCCGGACGGGAGGCGCCCGCGAGCGCCCAGCUGCCAACCCGAGAGAGAGAGAGAGAGANCGCGGGCGAGGCGCCGGGCGAGCUGCAGCGGCUGCGGGAGCUGCUGGGGCAGGUGCGCGCCGAGGACCUGGGCCUGCAGCCGCGCGGCCCCUCGCCCGUGCCGGGACCCCGCCAGCCGCCCGUCAGCUACAUGCACAUCUGCGAGACGGCGCGCUUCAGCAUGGGCGUCUUCGUGCUGCGCGCCGGCGCCUGCAUCCCGCUCCACGACCACCCGGGCAUGCAGGGGCUGCUCAAGGUGCUCUACGGCACGCUGCGCAUCGCCUGCCUCGACGCCCCCGCCGGGGAGGCCGGGCAGGAGGAGGCGGAGGAGGAGGAGGAGGAGGAAGAGCCGCUGCCCGGCGGGAGGGAGCCGCAGGACCCCUCCAGCGCCGCUGCCGCCGCCGCUCGUCCCCGCCGCCUGCGGGCCCUGCUGCGCUCGCACCGCCUCUACACGGCCGCCGCGCCGCCCUGCCUGCUCUCCCCGCAGCGCGACAACCUGCACCAGAUCGCGGCCGAGGGCGGCCCCGCCGCCUUCCUCGACAUCCUGGCGCCGCCCUACGACCCGGCCCGCGGGCGCGACUGCCACUACUACCGGCUGCUCGACGGACAGAGCCUCCCGCCGCCGCCCGCCCCGCUCUGGCUGCUGGAGACGCCGCAGGCGCCCGACUUCUGGUGCGGCGGGGAGCCCUACCCGGGCCCGCGCGUCUGCCCCUGA